UGCUCACGGGGGCAAGAAGCGUGUAAGUCAGUAUCGGUGUCAUUAACGUGAGCCCUGCUGUGUGUGUGAUUAGGUGUCUGCUGUUCUAAUAAAGGAAAGCGCUGCGUCUGUCGCUGCCUCAUAUCACUACCAGGAGUCUCUGUACAGACAUCUUUCUGUUGACUGUCUUACAGGACAGGUGGAGGGAUCACCGCCUCUGGAUCAACUGGACAAGAUUGGAUCUGAACAAGUGUCAAUCUCAAGUGUGUGCACUGAACUGGUGUGUGUAUGAGUGUGUUAGAAUGCAUAUGUAAGAAAGUGUGUGCGCUCUUGACGUGUGUGUUUAGCUGAGAGUGUGCGGGUGGAAAUGCUGAAGCGACCAUCGGGGUUAUUUUUGGGUCAGUGACAGCGUGUCAAUGGCUGCAGAUGCGUCGCAAAGGAAGGCUCUGAGAUACCAGCAGACUCUGCUCUACGGGGAGUACAGGGAGCAGCUGGGUAGCUUUGCCAGGCGGGAAGCCACACGGCUGCUGACAGAGAGACAAUGGAGGAGACAGACAGGAGAAAACACCAUGGUCAACGCCAGACGGGGGCGUGGCCAACAACAUCACCACUCCGUCAACAUGGAGUCAUAUCUCAGCCACACCUCCUCCACAAAGAAGCCACGCCCCUACUCCAAAUACCAAGACUGUGUGGCUCGUAUACAGCGGUACAUCGUGACCAAGCUGGGGGAGGACUGGAUCUUCCUGGUGCUGCUGGGCCUCACCAUGGCCCUGGUCAGCUGGAGCAUGGACUACACCAGUGCCAAGAGCUUACAAGCGUAUAAGUGGAUGCACGGGGAGCUGAGGGGGAAUGUCCUGAUCCAGUACCUGGCCUGGGUUGUCUACCCCAUGGUCCUCGUUAUGUUCGCCUCCCUCUUCUGCAACAUAGUCGCCCCUCAGGCCAUAGGUUCUGGUAUUCCUGAGCUGAAGACCAUUCUGCGAGGGGUGGUGUUGAAGGAGUAUCUAACUCUUAAAGCCUUCGUUGCCAAAGUCAUCGGGCUGACCGCCGGCCUGGGCAGUGGCAUGCCCGUGGGGAAAGAGGGUCCCUUCGUCCACAUUGCCAGUAUCUGUGCUGCUGUGCUGAGUAAAAUCAUGUCCAUCUUCUCUGGAGUGUAUGAGAACCCCUAUGGUUACACAGACAUUCUGACAGUGGGCUGUGCCGUGGGGGUGGGCUGCUGUUUCGGCACUCCUCUAGGAGGUACUGUAUCACUCCCUAACCGCUACACUACGACCUCUCUACUAUAGAACUAUCACUCCUUCACUACACCUCUUUCUAUACUACUAUCACUCCUUCACUACACCUCUUUCUAUACUACUAUCACUCCUUCACUACACCUCUUUCUAUACUACUAUCACUCCUUCACUACACCUCUUUCUAUAAUACUAUCACUCCU
This is a messenger RNA of Coregonus clupeaformis (lake whitefish), 1411 nucleotides long. RefSeq names its product chloride channel protein 1-like. Gene Ontology annotation, molecular function: voltage-gated chloride channel activity. Gene Ontology annotation, cellular component: membrane. The coding region runs from base 396 to 1262 and encodes 288 amino acids. The transcript is spliced from 7 exons. Gene Ontology annotation, biological process: chloride transport; transmembrane transport. The record is from RefSeq and is a predicted model, not a curated record. Lineage: Eukaryota; Metazoa; Chordata; Actinopteri; Salmoniformes; Salmonidae.